Tremella mesenterica DSM 1558 is the source of this 2346-nucleotide messenger RNA. RefSeq lists its product as uncharacterized. NCBI's taxonomy places the organism in Eukaryota, Fungi, Basidiomycota, Tremellomycetes, Tremellales, Tremellaceae. The record is from RefSeq and is a predicted model, not a curated record. The coding region runs from base 598 to 2346 and encodes 582 amino acids. The transcript is spliced from 3 exons.
GACACUCUUACUCGCACCGCUUAUCUGACGGUGAUCUUACAUGGUAGAUACUCGAGAAUGGAGCGAAAAGUCAAAAGCAAGAGAGCAAAGAUGGACCGCAGUGAAAGAAGACGAAAGGACAUCCUUCUGUGGUCCCGAAGAGAUCAAAGCGAAAGGUACCCGUAGUGUUUCAUCUUGCAUCAAGCUUGUCCCUCGCGUCGCUUGUCAACUGGUUAAGGGGGAAGAGGAGAGGAGGACACGUCUAUAGCUCAGGGCGGAUGAUACAAGGGGUAAAUGACAACAAGCUUAAAACUGUAAGAACGGAUUGUUGAAUCAAUCAACCUAUUGACCCCUUGUCCAUCCCAUCCACUUCCCAUCCCCACCAUUCAAUCUUCUAUCUCUCCCUAUCCUUCCCACUCUCACCACUUCUAAAAUCAUCUACUAACUCUAUCCUCAAGACGCAAGACGUCCUCUCAUCCAUCCAAACUCUGUAGCCUUGUAGGCUCGUCCAUUCCUUCUCAUCACGCUCUUUCCUCUCCUCUCCUCAUCUUGUUCGACGUAACGGAACCCGGUGCCCAUCUGUGACCUAGUGAUCAGCAGCUAACAACGUCGACAAAAAUGAGAUUCUCACUCGCUUUCAUCGCCAUGGUGGCCACUCUCAUGGUCACCGCUCAACCACAUUCCCCAGCAUAUGCCAAACGACACAAACUUCUUCAAAGACGCAUGGACAAUAACACGAUGGUCAAAGCGUCCAACACGACCGUUUUAGCUCUCAACAGUACUCAGACGAACGAUGAUGAUGAUUGUGAUGAUUCCAUUGACGAUUUCUCUACCUCUUCCGACAACAGUACCUCUGUCGGGGAUACGAGCUUUCUCAUCAAUACCAAUUCGAGCUCUCUUUCCAAUUCCACCGUGUCAUUCACCGAUGCAGCAACCAACGGCACUUCUGUUCUUGACACUGGGGACGGAGAUUGUGAUGAGGAGGAAGAUGAUGAUGAUGAUGAUGAGUGUGAUGAUAGCGACGAUGAUGAAGAUGAUGAUGAUUGUGAAGGUGACGAUGGUAGUCAAGAUGGAGGUGAUGGAGACGGUGGAGAUGGUGGGGACGGAAGUGAAGAUGUCGUCGUUCCCUCUUCCGGUACUUCCAGCGUAUCCAGUGCUUCCAGCAGCAGCUCUUUACCCACUGGCUCUCCUAUCGGGGCACUCAACUUUGCUCAGACAAGCUCUGCAACUUCCACAUCCGCCGCUUCAGGAGUGACAGCAGCGGACGAUGCGGAAUGUGACACGCCAAAGACUUUCACGGUCACCGUAACUGUCACUGCCAGCGAUAGUGCAAGUGCAAGUGCCAGUGCCAGUGCCAGUGGGAAUGCCGGAGUAAAAACAGGUGUUGUCAACGCAGCCGUCCCUGCCUCCUCAUCUACGUCCACGGCCGCAGCGGCCACGAAAUCCGCUACUCCCAUCGUGGAUGCAGCUACCGGAGGGUCAAAAACAACCACCAGUGGAGGAGAUACGAGUGGAGACGAUGGGAGUGGAGGUAGCGAAGAUAUAGUGACUGGUGGAGGUAACGAUGAUGGUGGGGAUGAUGAUGAUGAUUGUGAUGAAACCGGUGAUGAAGAUGAUGAUGAGGAUUGUGAUACGGAAGAUGACGGUGAUGAUGAUGAGGAUUGUGAUGACUCUGACGAUUUAUCCAUUACAGCUACCAAUUCGACCACUUUACUCUCCGGCUCUUCAGAUGAUGGAGAAGAUUGUGAAGAUUUACCUUCCCUCUCAAAUGAUACAAUGUUAUUCACCAACGCUUCUUGGACGUUUGAUAAUAAAACCGGUGGAGAUUAUCUCGGUACUUUACCCGGACAUCGAGUUGUGAACCUCACCACAGAAGGUGGGAAUGGUACUUUCCUUGGACAUUUACCUGGACAUGAAGUCAACGUGACGGAAUUAGGUACUUUGCCUGGACAUGAAGGUGGGGAUAUGGGAAAUGGAACUUUUUUAGGUACUUUACCAGGACAUAAAGUCAACGUCACUUUACCUUCUUCCUCUUCUUCUUCUCCUACCGAGAUCCCAACCCCUUCUUCAUCUUCUGCCCCUGUUUCCUCUUCCUCAUCUUCAUCUGCUCCGUCUUUCCCAUCUUCAUCUUCUUCGUCAAACAACCCAGUUGGUUCACCCCCACCAUCUCCAAUCGAAGAUAUCCAAUCGAUUUCAAGCUCUAAAUCAACGAACGACGGUUUAGAAGGUUUCUCUCGAUUUUCUUCUCCCGCUUCUAGCUCUAGUUCUAGUUCCAGUGCGGCAGGAGGACCAGGUAAAGAAACGACUUUAACUGCUCCUGGAGCCGUACCGACCGAAAGACGUAGGACCAAGAUCUGGAGGGGUUGA